Molecule: messenger RNA, 3735 nt
Organism: Erigeron canadensis
Lineage: Eukaryota; Viridiplantae; Streptophyta; Magnoliopsida; Asterales; Asteraceae
Exons: 15
Coding region: 241-3441 (1066 amino acids)
Molecular function (GO): phosphatidylinositol binding
Source: RefSeq, a predicted model, not a curated record
UCCAUUAUUUUAUGUAAAUUCCGGCGCAUCUCUCUCAUAAAACCUAAAAAAAUAUCUCUCUCUCAGUUCUUCAGUCAAUCAUAUUUCCUUUAAACCUCAAUUACUUGAACACUAAUUCUUUUUGUCCCCAGUCAAUCACUUUCAAAUAUCUUUGAUCGCACUUCACUCGCAUCGUUUACACAGUUAGAAUUGGGAGAUUUGAGUUUAAUGCGGUGAAAAUUAUUGAUCGAAGAGUAAAAAAUGAGUACGGCAACAGCAGGCAAGCAAAUGGUGUCGUUACGAGACCUUAUCGACGAGGCGAAGAAACGGAUUGUUUUCGUUUCCGUGUGUGUUGUUGGACUCUCGUAUCUUAUGUCUCUGACAAGCGCGUCAGUGUUGAUAAACUUGCCUGCUGCGCUCCUUUUAAUUAUUUGCUUUCGUUAUUUAACGUUGGAUUAUGACAUGAAGAGGAAAGCUGCAUCAUAUAACAGCAACCCAUCAUCGGCCAAUCUUCUUUUUCAAAAGAAAGCAGUUGUAGAGCCAAAGUUUCUAUCAGGAAAAUCCGAGUGGAGAAGAAAAGUCAAUUCUCCUGUUGUUGAGGAUGCAAUAGAUCAGUUCACAAAACAUUUAGUUUCUGAGUGGGUCACUGAUUUGUGGUACUCCCGAAUUACGCCUGACAAACAAGGUCCAGAUGAGUUGGUGCUGAUCAUAAAUGGUGUCUUGGGGGAGUUCUCUAGCCGCAUGCGAAACAUCAACCUUAUUGACUUCUUGACAAGGGACAUUAUCAAACUUUUUUGCACCCACUUGGAACUUUUCCGUGCAUGUCAGGUGAAGAUUAUGAAGCAGCAGUCUCUGACAAUUGCACAACGAGACGUGGAACUCAAAGCUGUGCUGUAUGCAGAGAAUAAGUUACACCCUGCUUUAUUUUCUUCUGGAGCCGAGUACAAGGUUUUACAGCAUCUUAUGGAUGGUUUCAUCUCUUUCGCGUUCAGGCCUGAGGAUCUGCAGUGUUCUUUAUUUCGUUUCAUAGUCAGGGAAAUUCUCGCGUGUACAGUUAUACGGCCUGUUGUCAAUUUAGCUAACCCAAGAUUCAUUAAUGAGAGAAUUGAGAAUGUAGUCAUUUCGGCAAGCAAGACUGACAAAGGAGCUAACACAGAACAAGUGAACUCGCCGUCUGAGCCGAAUGGAUCUCCGAAAAUGUCUAGUCAACUAUCUAUGUCUAUAGAUCCUUCUGUUAAAGGUUUUGAGCUCACACAGUUAAAAAAGGAAAAUCCUGAUUCUGCUGAAGACAAUGUCACCAACACUCUUCAUUCAAAGGACCCAUUACUUUCCAUCGAUACCCGAAAACAGCUUUCAGGUGGAGAAUGGGGUGGCAAAUUAGACAUGAUUUCCCACAGAAAAACAGCAGCAUUAGCUCCUGAAAAUUUUGAGAAUAUGUGGGCUAAAGGUAGAAACUACAAAACAAAAGACAAUGUGAGCCGUAUCACAGAUCUGGUCCACCAACCUUCUUCUGCUAGGUCAGCAAAUUUAGUUAAUCACUCAAAACCAUUGACAUCACACAAAGAGACAUAUGGCCUCCCCAGAGGUGAUCAUAAAAGUUUAUGCCCCCCUAUGGGCACGUCUUAUGAGGAGGAUGAAGAUGGAAAUGAGGAAGAAUAUAUAAAUAGCAGCGAUUAUUCUAGUGAAGAUGAAGAGAAUAGUGACAUCAUGGGUUUAAAUUCUCCAGGAACGAAGGUUUGGGACGGUAAAAGUAAUCGGAACCAUUCCGUUACUCACAUUCAUCAUCCGCUUGAAAGUUAUGAAGGCCAGAAACCUAGGAGAAAAUCAGAAAAAGGGAAUUCCAACGGGAGAAAAAGAUCAAGAGUGAGCAGUCAGAAGGAGGUGUGGCAGGAGAUUGAAAGGAAGAGUUUCUUGUUGCGAGAUGGACUGGAUGUGCUGGGUUCUUCUAAAGGAAAUUCGAAGUCCGGGGACUCUAGUGGUGACUCUGAGGGGGGAGAGUCGUUGGGAAGAACCAAUAGUGGGGCAAGUGCUUCGUCUUCUUUCCCUGCGCUUUCAGCCAUUAAUCCCCCAAAAUUUUCACCUUUGGAUAAUUUUUUUAGACUACGAUGUGAGGUUUUAGGUGCCAAUAUUGUGAAGAGUGGCUCUAAGACUUUUGCUGUCUAUCCCAUAUCUGUUACAGACAUGAACAACGUUAGCUGGUCUAUUAAAAGAAGGUUUCGGCAUUUUGAGGAGCUACACCGGCGUCUCAAGGAGUAUCCAGAGUAUAAUCUUCAUCUCCCACCAAAGCACUUUCUGUCAACAGGACUCGAUGUGGAUGUCAUUCAUGAACGUUGUAAACUUCUUGAUAUAUAUUUGAAGAGACUUAUGCAGUUUCCAACUAUAUCUGGAUCAAUUGAAGUCUGGGACUUUCUUAGUGUUGAUUCUCAGACAUAUAGUUUCUCAAAUUCUAUUUCCAUCAUAGAAACGCUGUCAGUUGAUACAGCCCCAGCUGCUCGUGAAAAGAGUACAGAUUUUGGUAAUACUGCUAAUAGGUCUGUAGUGGACCCCUUAAUUUCUAGAAGAGAACAAUCAGAUAGUGUGAUUAAAAAUUAUUUAUCAGAAGUCAAACAUAAUUCUAUGAUCGAUGGGUCAAAAGUAGUCAAGAGAAAUGUAGCGGCUUCUCUUGGAAAGCCUGUAAAGGAAGUCGGAAAGUCAUCAGAGGAUUCUGACAGCGACCCUGAAAUUGUUGUUUCAAAUAUUAUGUCUUCAACUGGAAAGUCCGGGCAGUCUUUGCAUACACCAUCUGUGAUGCUUACAGAUGAUGGUGAAUCAGUACUACCCAGUGAGUGGGUGCCACCAAAUUUGAGUAUCCCAAUGUUAGAUCUUGUUGAUGUUGUUUUCCAGCUUCAGGAUGGGGGUUGGAUCAGGAGGAAGGCCUUCUGGGUGGUCAAGCAGGUUCUACAGCUGGGCAUGUCAGAUGCCUUUGAUGAUUGGCUAAUUGCUAAAAUUCAACUCUUACGUAGGGGCUCUAUUGUUGCUUCAGGAAUCAAGCGGCUUGAGCAGAUACUUUGGCCGGAUGGUAUAUUUUUAACAAAGCACCGAAAGCGGCAGCAGCCAACCCCCUCACAGAGUGUGCCACAGGAUUUACCUAAUGGCGGACCUUCAUCACCAGGAUACCGACACAGUGAUGAGGAAACGUUGACAAGAGAAGAGCUUCAAGAACGAGAAGCUCAAAGACGUUCUAAGCUAGUUUAUGAGCUAAUGAUUGAUAAAGCACCAGCAACGGUGGUAAGUCUUUUUGGUCGAAAGGAGUAUGAACAGUGUGCGAAAGAUGUCUAUUACUUUAUUCAGUCAUCUGUUUGUCUAAAGCAAUUAUCUUUUGACCUUCUUGAGCUGCUGCUGUUGUCCACUUUUCCGGAGAUGGAAUCUGUAUUCCAACAAUUGCACGAUGAAAAGCAAAAGUUUGGAGUUCUUGAACAGUAACAUUUUUAUUCAACUCGCAGUGAUCAUCUUCACCUAGUGUUUCUCUUCCUUGAUACAUAUGGUUCUCAGGGCGCUGCAAUUUUGGUUCCUGUUUCGCCCUUUUAUGACUCGGGAAUUUUUAUAAUUUUUUUUAUUAUUCUUGUACGUUUUAUAAGCACAAAUGACACAAAUAUAAUUAGGGUCUGUAGUGAAUUACAACUGUAAAUAGAUAUCAUGAGUUGGGAUUUCAGGGGACGGAUUCAAGAGUUUUUUACAGAUUACAAAUGUGAUGGAAGGCAUAUUAGACAUUGUCAA